AUGGUCGAGGCCAUGGUAAUCGAAAGACCCGACAACCCCCGCGCUUGGGUUGCGGAGUACAUUGGCCGAGAUGAAGGUACCGGAAGUGGAAGCGACAGGAAGGACCGAACAGACGUUACCCGGCGAGGAAAACGACCUCAAAACACCGCCAACAGCGGCUGGGAUACUCCUCGCGCACCGCUACCCAACACAACCGCCGCCGCCACCGGUGGCUCUGCCGCCACGGCUGUCGACGUCAACGCGUACGGAGAGAGAGUGGAAGCCGACACCGAAGAACCGGAAGAUGUUUCCGACCUCAACACUCUCCUCCUCCCCUCCGGAGCCUUGCCCCUGGACGUGGAGCGCUUCAGCGUCAGCUACUCGAGAGCCCUGUUAACGGGAUGGGUGAAGCAAGGGUCCCCGUGUUGCGCCGCCGCCUCCGUGGCCGGCGCUUGGAACGCCCUCGGUGGCUUGCCGCGGGGAUCGCACGGGGCGCUCAAUAGUGAGUCCGUGCUGCGGGCCAUGCGCGCCGUGGUGCAGGGGCAAGUCACUUCCAUGAUUGCCAGGUUCGAGAGGCUCUUGGGAGGAAGUUUGGAGCCCCUCCUCCAAGUCCUUGAUGCCGAGCUAGCGCUCGAGGGUAAGCACCUCGGUGGCAGGGGCCCGAGGGCCGCCGUCGCGAACGGCCCCCAUCUCCUGCGCCUGACGCGAAUCGUCACCUCGCGAGAGCGCGAAAGAGUAGGACAUUCUUCGACAUUCGAUCUCCUGUGGGAGCUGUACGAGGACGAGAGGAAGGAAGCCGCGGAACUCGCUGCAGCGGCGGCCGCUGCCGAGGCAGCGGAAGCUGUGGCAGCGGCGAUCUUGGCGGGCUCGGCCGCAGCGGCCGCUAGCAGUAGCACCGCCGGAGGGCUGGGCCCCAAAGUAUCGGUGGAAGGCGCUACGAGCUGUGCGACGCAGGCUGCCACGGUGGGUGGCGAGGAGGUCGGCAGUGCUAGUCAAAUCCGAACGACAGACGGUGCGGCGAGGAAACAUCCGCAGAAUGGACACGGGGACGCGGACGACAGCGGGAUUCUCGGAAGAACUAGCAGUUCUCCUUCUCCGGGGACAACGAAGAUGACCACCACGCCCGGAAACCAUAACUUUCCUCGAAGGCCGUCAACCGGGCGUCCCAGAAGCGGCGGUGGAGGAGCUAGCACCGCUUCUGAGUGUAGACCGGGAACCGCGCUGAGGCGUCCUGUGAGCGCCGACGACCUGAUGUUAGCGAGCUGUGUCGCUGAAGGAGAGACUGGGCAAGGCCUCGGCGCGGUUCGAAGAUGCUGGGAGGGCGGCGAGAAGGACGUGGGCGGAGAAGAACAGGAAGACGAGCAGGAGGGUGACGAGGAUGAAGACGAGGAGGACAGACAAGAGGAGGAGGAAGAGGAGGAGCAGGAGGAGGAGCAGGAAGAGAAAAUUGGCCAGGGAGUUACUCCUAGCAUCAGCUUUAGUAGCACGGUCAGGGAGAAACCCGCAUCUUCGGCGCGUCAGCAACGCCGCAGAAGCAGCAAGAAGGACAUUAGAGGCUACCGGAGAGGGACAAGGGCAAGCGCCGGGGCGACUCACGGAGAACGGACGAAGUGGCGGUGGAAACGUGAUCUAUGCACGCUCUUGAAGCGCUUAGGGGGACUGAACAAGUUGAGCGCGACCAAGCCGUCGACCGGAGCCAUCGGGAACCUGGGUGUGAUUUCCACCGUUCGCUACCUAGAUGGGGAAGUGCCUGGAAACGUCGAGGUAACGGCGAGGCUUUUCAUGGGAAAAGGGAGACAACGAUCCUGUCGGCUUCCCGUGCCACUGUCCACGCGAGACGACGAACAGGAGAAGGCCAAGCAGUGGGCGGCGCUAAGGGAGGCCUUUUUGAGCGAUCGUCAGGUCCUCAUCUUCCACCUCACCAACCACUACGCCCUAAUCUUUGCCUUGCGGGAAUGGCGUGCCCCCAGCACGUCCGAUCCGACAAACGCUGCUGCUACUACUACUGCUUCUUCUGGCGACCGACAUCCGCCGCCAACGUCGUCGGCUUGCGGGGCACAGCUCAAGCCGAACGGCACCAGCCGUAGUCGGACAACCCUCAAUGCCACCUCUGCGGUCUCUUCCGGCAGCGACAACGUGACCUCUACAGGAAAUUCACACGCCGCCGCGGGGACUGCAACUGCCACGACAGGAAGCACCGGUCGCGCGGGUGCUCCGCAGGAUGAUUGUGCGGGGGCAGCGGGCCGAGGUCGGGGAAAGGACGGCCGUACCCGUUGCAGCGACAGCGCCAACGCUGCCACCGGGGACGGGUGGACGAGGCAGCUUCUCACUGCCAGGAGGGGCCAGCGACCAGCGGUGUGGAUGGACUUUGAGGAAGCGCGAAAUAUCUUGCUCCGCUGGGAAGGCUACAAAAAUCCUGACGCUUGA
Molecule: messenger RNA, 2406 nt
Organism: Ectocarpus siliculosus
Lineage: Eukaryota; Phaeophyceae; Ectocarpales; Ectocarpaceae
Source: the annotation of a GenBank genome assembly